Messenger RNA from Balaenoptera musculus (blue whale), 3269 nucleotides. RefSeq names its product F-box and WD repeat domain containing 2 (gene FBXW2). Lineage: Eukaryota; Metazoa; Chordata; Mammalia; Artiodactyla; Balaenopteridae. Bases 260 to 1654 code for a protein of 464 amino acids. Gene Ontology annotation, molecular function: protein binding. The transcript is spliced from 7 exons. The record is from RefSeq and is a predicted model, not a curated record.
GCGGAACACGGCUCCGGGAGCAGGGGACCCGGGAGCGACGAACGGGUUGAAGGGAUCUGGAGUUGAUUUUAGAGAUGGGAGAAUUGAGUCUCGGAGUGACUGCCUCCUAGUGCCUCAGUUUCCUUAGCUGCGAAAUGAGUUAACAGUGAUGUCCCAGGGCUGCCAUGAGUUUGAAAGAUGAUGAAGUGUGGAGAGGUGGUUUAUGAAGUACAAAGCGCUGUACUAAUGUGAGGGACUGCGCCAUAAUUGUGGGUAUGCCAUGGAAACAGGUAAAUUUUUCCAUAACCUUAUGGAGAGAAAGGACUUUGAGACAUGGCUUGAUAACAUUUCUGUUACAUUUCUUUCUCUGACGGACUUGCAGAAAAAUGAAACUCUGGAUCACCUGAUUAGUCUGAGUGGGGCAGUCCAGCUCAGGCAUCUCUCCAAUAACCUGGAGACUCUCCUCAAGCGGGACUUCCUCAAACUCCUUCCCCUGGAGCUCAGUUUUUAUUUGUUAAAAUGGCUCGAUCCUCAGACUUUACUCACAUGCUGCCUCGUCUCUAAACAGUGGAAUAAGGUGAUAAGUGCCUGUACAGAGGUGUGGCAGACUGCCUGUAAAAAUUUGGGCUGGCAGAUAGAUGAUUCUGUUCAGGACGCUUUGCACUGGAAGAAGGUUUAUUUGAAGGCUAUUUUGAGAAUGAAGCAACUGGAGGACCAUGAAGCCUUUGAGACCUCAUCAUUAAUUGGACACAGUGCCAGAGUGUAUGCACUUUACUACAAAGAUGGACUCCUCUGUACAGGGUCAGAUGACUUGUCUGCAAAACUAUGGGAUGUGAGCACAGGGCAGUGUGUUUAUGGCAUCCAGACCCACACUUGUGCAGCGGUGAAGUUUGAUGAGCAGAAGCUUGUGACAGGCUCCUUUGACAACACUGUGGCCUGCUGGGAAUGGAGUUCCGGAGCCAGGACCCAGCACUUCCGGGGGCACACGGGGGCGGUGUUUAGCGUCGACUACAAUGAUGAACUGGACAUCUUGGUGAGUGGCUCUGCAGACUUCACUGUGAAAGUAUGGGCUUUAUCUGCUGGGACGUGCCUGAACACACUCACCGGGCACACAGAAUGGGUCACCAAGGUGGUCUUGCAAAAGUGCAAAGUCAAGUCUCUCUUGCACAGCCCUGGAGACUACAUCCUCUUAAGUGCAGACAAAUAUGAGAUCAAGAUUUGGCCAAUUGGGAGAGAAAUUAACUGUAAGUGCUUAAAGACGUUGUCUGUCUCUGAGGAUAGAAGUAUCUGCCUGCAGCCAAGACUUCAUUUUGAUGGCAAAUACAUUGUCUGUAGUUCAGCACUGGGUCUCUACCAGUGGGACUUUGCCAGUUAUGAUAUUCUCAGGGUCAUCAAGACUCCUGAGAUAGCAAACUUGGCCUUGCUUGGCUUUGGAGAUAUCUUUGCCCUGCUGUUUGAUAACCGCUACCUGUAUAUCAUGGACUUGCGGACAGAGAGCCUGAUUAGCCGCUGGCCUCUCCCAGAGUAUAGGAAAUCCAAGAGAGGCUCCAGCUUCCUGGCAGGCGAAGUGUCCUGGCUGAAUGGACUGGAUGGGCACAAUGACACGGGCUUGGUCUUUGCCACCAGCAUGCCUGACCACAGUAUUCACCUGGUGUUGUGGAAGGAGCACGGCUGAUGCCGCGAGCUGCGCCGCUGACUGACUUCGGGCGCCAGGGCUGCGGGUUUUGAGUGCAACCUCUGUGGCAGCCGACUGCAUGAACCAAAGUUCUCACCUAAUGGUAUCAUCACGCAGUGCACAAUCAUUUAUCUCUGUUUGCCAGGGGACCAGGGCUCGGGGUGGGGGAGGGCUCGUUUUGUUGACCUACACCGCAGCAUGCUGAUGGGGUGCACCAUUGACUUCAUUCGUACUUAGUUAUGUUGGUCAGUAUAAGAGGCUGCAUUUGGGGUUCAUCUUUCUUGAAUAUUGGUUUUAAGUAACGAUAUUUAAAUGGCUCAUUAAUCUGCUAAUUGGUUGCCUAUGAAAACACAUUCAGUCUAUCAUUAAAGCUUUUUACCAUUGCCUUUUUCUCUUUUGAAGUUGAAGCAAAGGUGCUAUGAUGUUGUUACAGCAACUUUUCUCACAUGGGGCUUAGCUUUUACAACAACCCGUGUUAUAAAGACCACCAGGUUCUGUGACAUUCAUACUCUCCACCAAAUACCAGUUCUAAAGAAAAGUUGUCUUCCAGUGCAAAUCCAGUUGUAUAAAUUGAUGGUUUGUAACACAUUCUAAACCCUAGUUCUUGACAGAGUGAAGGUGGGCCAUGUCUGAGAUGUGAGGAAGUUAAUGUAGUUUUUGUUUCUAGGUGGAGCAAGCUGGUCCUUGGUCCCCCACAGCCUAGGUGACUGCACAGAGGUGACAUGGUACAGUAGAAAGAGCCCUGAGCUGGCAGGUUGAAGACUGGCUCUGUUACCUAGGAAACCUGCACCCCAGGCAUAUACUUCUCUGGUCCCCAUUUUCCCUGUCUGUAUAGCUAGUUGUUAGGCUGUCACUUGGCUUCUAAGAUUCCUUCUGGUCCUGUGUCUGCUGAGGUGUGCAAAAGUUGAUAUUUCAGUUUUGUCUGAUGGCUGAUUCAUUGCUUCUUUAGGUUUGGAGAUAAUAUAUAAAUGAAAUCACUGAUAGAAAGUUGUCAUCUAUAAGGAAAUCCAAACGUACAAAAAAGAAUGGAUAAGAGGGAAUGUAGAAAAUGUUACAUGUUCCACUUUAAAAAUGUAAGUGAUUGGUAGAAGAAAUGCUGAGAGCAGCUGUGGUCCUCUAGAGAGGCAGUGUGCCAUAUUAGAAAGAAAGAUCCCUGACCCUGACUUUCGUCCUCCUGUGCCUCUAACUUGGUGUGUAGCCUCAGGCAGGUUAACUUUCUGUUGGAAAUGAAGGAAUUGCCCUAGAUUAAGGUUCGAAAAGUCACACGCCCAGGGGAGCCACGCAGAUAAACAUAAGCGAGUGCAGCAUGCUGCGUAGGAUGGGGCUGCACCAGGGGAAGCUCAUCUGGCAGGGCAGUUAUGGAGCCCUAAGUGUUAGGCAGAAACAAGUCCAGUGUUUGGCAGGUCUUCUGAUUUUUCAGGAGGUAGAACUCCAGAAUUGUAUUUGUAAUUCCCUAAUUUUAAAAAUGUUGACAACGACUCGAAGAUCAUUCAAAAUGUAGUGGGCUAAACAAAGCAUGUCUGCGGGCUGCCAGUUUGUAUUCUCCACCCUCUCAUUCCUGUAAAUUAGAUAAUGCUGUGAUUCAGCAGUGGAACUGUUUUAACGUAACUGUCAC